GGCCAUCAUCGCGACGUACAGGAUCAUGAUGGUGUUGUCACACAGCCCGCAGUUUGUAAGGCUGUUUCACUCAGAAUCUCAGCCUUGUUCAGUCGUCUACUAUAAGCAAACCUACGAUGUCUCCAUCAUCGCUGGCUCUCAUUUCUGCAGUUCUCACAGUUUGUGUAGCCUCCUGCACCAUCCUUGCUCGUCGCUUGAGGUACAAGGCCUUCGUAGAGCAAACGUGCCUAGUCGAUUUACCUCACGUCGCGGAUGACCGUACAGAGUACCAUAAGCUCGAUGGAACAGUCGUAAUUUGUGGUGGAAGUAUCGCUGGUUUAUUAACCGCUCGAGUCUGUCACAAUCAUUUCAAACGCAUCAUCAUCGUAGAGCCUGAGGCUUGGCUAGCCACCGACGAAGCUCGAAAGGUUAAAGCAUGGACUCAGGAGAAAGACCGCUCUCGCAUCAUUCAAUACCGUUCUUUGCAGGGCUCUCAAUGUUUCACUCUCAUGGCUUACAGAACUUUCUUCCCCAAUUUUGAUGAUGAGGCAGAGGCAUCCGAAAUACCUAUCACCAAUUAUGACUUUAGGACUUAUAUUUGGGGAUACUUCCCAACGGCACCAUAUCACCAAUACCCUAAUGGCCUACCUCCCGUAUGUUUCCCCAGCCGCAGAGGGCUGGAGACGCUACUACGUCGCCUAGUUCUCGACAAGGAUAAAUUUCCCAACAUUGAAUAUGUCGUCGGCUCCGUCUCAGAGUUCCAUGCCGAUCCCGCCUGUCCUUCGCGCCUGCAGAAGGUUACAGUUCGCACUGAUGACGGAAACAUUGAUUUAAAUGCCGAACUAGUUGUUGACUGUACUGGUGCGUCUCAUGCUGGAGUAAGGAUGUUGAGACAUGCAGGCUAUGGUUUCGCGGAUAACUACCCAAAGGGCACGUUGCCUUUCGACAAGCUCGGGGUAUCAUACGAUCAGAAAAUGCACUACGUCACCAUGGAAUUGACUGUUCCUCCGGAAUUAGGCAACCGUCUGCCUAUCCCAGGAGGUUAUGAGGGUCGUCCUGCUAUCUUUAUAUCUGUAACUCAAGGCUCAAAGGAUCAUAAAACUAUAUACUGGUUGAGGGUAGAUGGUAACAGAGUCCAUGUUUGCUGUGGAGGGUGGGGAAAACCGGAAGUGCCCAGAACACUCAAAGGCGCCCAAGAGUGGGCUCGCUCGAUGGUGCUUGAUAACCCGAUACCUGACUGGUUCUUUGAGUCCAUGGAUAUGCUGGAAGAGGUUGAGAGCACGAUGCACGUCUCCUUUAUUCGCGUUCCUCCUUCCGUCUACUAUCGCUUCCACCAGGCUGUCAACUUGCCUUCAAACUGGGUUGCACUUGGCGAUAGUGUGAUGCGGUUGAACCCUGUCUUUGGACAAGGCAUCACGAAAGCGAUAUUUGGGAUUAUUGCCUUGAACAGGGUUCUCAGGACUAUUCCUACUGUGCAUCCAUCAGAUUCGAAGCAAAGCUCACACAUUUUACCUUCGAAUUUCUCGAAGCAAUUUUUCGAUGGUCAAGAACGCAGCAUUGGGUCAAUAUGGAGCGGGACGAAGACAGUGGACUAUGGUUAUAAAACUACAGUACCGAUAGACGGCGAGACUCUGUCCCAAGGAUCGUGGCUUCGCUGGUAUAUCGGUAAACUGCAAAUCAUCUCAUUGAAAGACCGUGACGUGAACUCUGUGCUUUGGCAUAAUCGCAUGUUCCUGGCUCCCGGUAUAGACAUUAUGCACCCUAAAUUGGUGCUGAAAGUCUUAUGGAGUUGCGUGGUUGGUUGAUUUCUGGUCUACUAUAGUAUCAGUGUCGUUGUUGAUGAGUGAUCGAGGGACUUCAUCGGGUUAUGGUAGCUGGAUAUUUGCCAUGUUUGUAUCUAAUUCGUAAAAACUUGUAAAAGAUACGUUACGCGUUGUGAUGGAUAGG
Molecule: messenger RNA, 1926 nt
Organism: Serpula lacrymans var. lacrymans S7.9
Lineage: Eukaryota; Fungi; Basidiomycota; Agaricomycetes; Boletales; Serpulaceae
Gene: mox4
Product: putative monooxygenase
Exons: 12
Coding region: 117-1784 (555 amino acids)
Source: RefSeq, a predicted model, not a curated record